GUCUUUGCAUUCAACGAAUAAUAGCUGGCAACCUCAACCAAGUGCCGAAGUUUAUUCCUGUAAGUGGAAACAAAAUAAUUUGUGUGCUGUUUCAAAAGCAUUUGAAGCGAGUUGCGUAGAAGUUGGGGGGCACACAGGCAGAUCGCACGGGCUUUAAGCACAGUCCUGUUUCAGCUUUGCAUUAGAAAAGGGUGCUGUUUGAUGUGACAUCAUGAAGAGGAAGGAUUAUCACUUUUGACUACAAUGUAAGUUCCACAUCAGAUGAUCUGCAAGUCAGUUAGGAAAUCCAGUGGCUGCAUCAAGCUAGUGUGGGGACAAAGAAAAUGAGGAUGUGAGCUGUAAACUGUGAAAGCUGGAAUGAGAGUGAAAUCGCUACAAUGCUGUCAUCCGAUCAGGGUACUGGCGAUAUUGCAGAUUGGUUGCUCAGUAUUCAUCUGGAGCAGUAUGCUGACCACUUCAAAAAGUCUGGAUAUUUCACUGUCGAAGACUGUAAACACAUGAACAAUGAGGUUCUUCUUCGGAUUGGGAUUGGUCCAACAGGACAUCGUAAAAGAAUACUUAAACACUUGAACUCUACAAUCCCAGAAGCAGAUAUGACGACAGUAUCUAAAAGUCCUGAGACUGGAGGCACGGACUUAGAGAGUGAGAAUCGGAUGUUAAUUUUACAUAGCCCACCCAAAACUGAAGGUGGCAGAAGUGUACCUGUAUCAAAGCUGAGACCUAAGUUUGUUAAGGGCAACUUAACUUCAGACUGUAUAGACCCAGUAAACACUGAUGGAUGUAUUCAGUCAAAAAACAAAACCCCAUCUCCCCAAAUGCAGAAAUGUCCAGUUGGUAAAAAUCUGAAAGUAGAUACCUUUGAGCCAGAAGAAGCCUGUUUCAAUUUUUGUGACCCACAAGGUGACAUGGACACCAGACCACCAGUGCCACCACGGCUUCAUCAGGGCACACCACCACUCAAGUUCACCACUGAUAGAAUGCCACUGCCUUCUGCUUUGGUUGAUUCCUCAAAUUUUUACUCAACAAAGGAACACUCCACCUCUGUGGAAACACAACAUUUAACCAGCACUCCUCCAGACUCGCCCCUCUUUGAAUUCCAAGGAGAAAUGGUGCAGAAUGAUUUGUAUGUCGAACAUAUGGGCAACUUGGAGCAGGUUACUUCCUGUCCUGUGACAGCAUCUGGUCUUCGAAACAGACCAGUGCCACAGCUCCCUGAUGUGUGUGCAGGCAUGCUAUGCUUGACAGACAACAGUUCCUUACUGAAAAGAAGAAACCUCAACCUUUCACAUAUCUCCACUUGUGAUGUUCCACAAAAUCUACCAUUGGCUGUAGAUGAAAAUAAGCCACCCCCUAUCACCCCAUAUGGGGAAAUGUACCUGUACCAUAGUCCUGAAGAUGAUCAGGAGAUUUUAAACAGCCAUCUUCAACAUGGUGUCGAAACAUCAACAAGAGAGAAUAGCGACCAAGAGACAAACAAUGAAUUAAGGAUCCACCAUGGUGCAAAAUUGUGCAACAAUAACAACAAGUUUGAGCAGAUAUUAUCACACAAAAAUCAUCAUACAGCAGACGAAGAGCCAGAAAUGGAAUAUUCUACAGUCAGCAACAGUAUUUGCAAGCAGAGGUCAACGGUUCAGGCAGUGUCCAAAGACUAUUGCAAACUUCAAGCACCGUCUAAGCAGAGUUUUUUAUAUACAGAGGAUUGCUCACUUCUGUCUGAUGUCACAGAAGAACCUAUCUAUGACUCAGGAGAUAAUCAGCAUGAUUCGAUAUCACCAUAUGCUUGCUUCUAUGGUGCGGCAAAGAAGACAAAGGAAGGUUGGCUGGAUAAACUCUCACCGCAAGGGAAUUGUGUGUUCCAGAAACGAUGGGUUAAGUUUGAUGGUGAGAAUUUGUCAUACUACAACAAUGAGAAGGAAAUGUACUCAAAAGGAAUCAUCCCACUCUCUUCAAUAAGUAGAGUUCAAGAGUUAGGAGACAACAAAUUUGAGGUGGUUUCCUCUACCAGAACUUUUACUUUUAGAGUUGAAAAAGAAGGUGAUCGAGAUGACUGGAUGGACACACUUCUCACUGCAUUAAAAUUACAGUCUAACAUAUUUUCUCAAUUGAAUCCUCGAUGUGCUGUUACAACUGAUAAAUUUGGUUAUCUUGAGCUAAGGGGCUACAAAUCUCGAAUCUUUGUUGUAUUGCGAGGCAGCAUCAUAUGGCUGUAUAAGAGUGAGCAGGAUUUUAAGGGUGGAAUUGGUAUCACAAUGGUUAACACAAAUGUGGCAACAGUCAAAGAUAUUGAUCGUAAAAGCUUUGAACUAUCUACUCCAUUCCGAAAUUUCAGCUUCACAGCGGAAUCUGAACGCGAGAAACAAGAAUGGAUUGAAGCUAUGCAAGGAUCGAUAGCAGAAAGCCUGUCAGAUUAUGAAGUGGCAGAGAAGAUCUGGUUCAACGAGUCUAACAGAAACUGCGCAGAUUGCCGUGCACCAGAUCCUGAAUGGGCAUCCAUCAAUCUCGGUGUUGUCAUCUGCAAAAAAUGUGCAGGUCAACAUCGAUCACUGGGUUCUAAUAUUUCCAAAAUUCGUAGUUUGAAGUUGGAUACCAGUAUUUGGAGUAACGAACUUGUUGAGCUUUUCAUUGUUGUAGGAAACAAAAUAGCCAAUGCCUUUUGGGCAGCCAAUCUCAAAGCGGGUGAAGAAUUGGAUAUGGAUGCACCACCAAACUAUCGUCUUGAAUUCAUCACUCAAAAAUACAAAGAAGGAAAAUUUCGAAGAAAACUCUCAUCUUUUCUAAACCAAGAAGAAUUAAACAAGGCUUUAUGUCAAGCUGUUGUGACACAGGAUAUCUUGGAGACUAUGACACUUGUUUUCAGUGGGGCAGAUGUCAUGUGUGCAACAGGAGAACCUACUUAUUGUACCCCUUACCUGUUGGCACAGAAAGCUGGCCAACGAUUACAAAUGGAGUUUCUGUUCCAUAAUAAACUCUCAGUACUUCCGAAGAUUGAUGCACUGUCUAAAGCUGGCAUCCUUUCUAAUAACUCACAGUCCAGCUUUUUGUGUGGUUUCCUCUACAAGGCAAUGAACACUACAAAAACCAUAACUGAGAAAAGAUUGAAAGAAGAUUUCCAAAAGCGAUGGUGUACCUUAGAAGGCGGGUUUCUGAGUUACUAUGAAAGUGACAAAUCAGCCACACCAAAUGGGAGGAUUGAUAUCAGCGAAGUGGUCUGUUUGGGAGUGGCCAAGUUUGAUUUUACAUGGGGCCCUGGGGUGAGCUCUACCUUUGAUAUGUAUUUGCUGUCAGAACGUGUCUUCUCCUUCGGCACUGACAAUGUCGAAAUUCUAAAAGACUGGACCCGUGCAAUAUCCAAGUUUUUUGUUCCUGAAGUGGUAGAAAUCCUGUGCAAGAGAGAUUAUGAACUGAUUGGUCGGCUGUACUACAAGGAUGUGCAUAACCUAGAACACUGGAAAACAGGCUGGUUUGCAUUAGAUAAAUCACAACUCUGCUUCUGUCCUGAGCAGGAUGUAGUUGAAGAGGAUUCUGUCCAUUUAAAGAGGCUGCAAGAACUCACUGUCAGCACUGAGAUUGAGAAACCCGGGGAGAAGAGAGAUGUCUUAUUGCUGUUAGAAAAAGGAAGAACUUUGUACAUCCAUGGUCACACGAAGUUGGAUUUCACAGCUUGGCACACUGCCAUCAGGAAAGCAGCAGGUACAGAUGGUAAUGCUCUCCGAGACCAGCAGCUCAGCAAAAAUGACAUUCCCAUCAUCGUGGACAGCUGCAUAGCGUUUGUUACACAGUAUGGUCUUGGCUGUGAAAGGAUUUACCAAAAAGGUGGCACACCAUCACGAAUUAACCUACUUCUAGAUCAGUUCAGAAAAGAUGCCAGAAAUGUGAAGCUCAGAAUUGGGGAACAUCAGCUGGGUGAUGUAACAAAUGUGAUGAAGAGAUUUCUGUUCGAAAUAGAUGAUGCUCUACUUACCAAGGAAUUAUAUCCAUAUUGGUUAUCUGCAUUAGGUAAUACAAAACAUUUGUUUAUUUUAUCUUUUUUUUUGCAAUGUGAACGAAAUGAAUGAUACCUUAUUCAAUAAAAAUGAUCUUAAUAGGACAUAGAUUCAUUCUACAAACAAAAUUGCUGAUGGCUAAAUCUCUGUACUAAUGUUAUUUGUCACAAAUUUCACCAGUUGCAUCAUAAAUUAAAUGCUUGUAUGAAAAUUAUAAAA
Molecule: messenger RNA, 4202 nt
Organism: Rhincodon typus (whale shark)
Lineage: Eukaryota; Metazoa; Chordata; Chondrichthyes; Orectolobiformes; Rhincodontidae
Gene: arap2
Product: ArfGAP with RhoGAP domain, ankyrin repeat and PH domain 2
Exons: 21
Coding region: 378-4055 (1225 amino acids)
Biological process (GO): signal transduction
Molecular function (GO): protein binding; GTPase activator activity
Source: RefSeq, a predicted model, not a curated record